Messenger RNA from Brienomyrus brachyistius, 3008 nucleotides. RefSeq names its product solute carrier family 40 member 1-like. Gene Ontology annotation, molecular function: iron ion transmembrane transporter activity; peptide hormone binding. NCBI's taxonomy places the organism in Eukaryota, Metazoa, Chordata, Actinopteri, Osteoglossiformes, Mormyridae. The coding region runs from base 424 to 2130 and encodes 568 amino acids. The record is from RefSeq and is a predicted model, not a curated record. The transcript has 8 exons. Gene Ontology annotation, cellular component: basolateral plasma membrane. Gene Ontology annotation, biological process: iron ion transmembrane transport.
CCAAAUUGAUAGAAAAGUAUGUUACGGUAGGGGGGCAAUGGUCAUUCAUAGGUGUCUCUACUUAGUAACACCAACCGUACCCCCCACCGAAAAGGCGUGUAUCUCUGAUUACGAAAUUUCCUCAGAGCGAUCCCAGGCGUGACCUGGACUGGCGGGUCAUGUGACCGCCGCGGGUCCGGCUCUUGGACCAGGGUAUCUUGUAGAGGCCGGUGAAGGCAUUCAGCUGUGCGGCAGCCCGGCGGGUCCACCUGUGCCAGCGCGCGUAUUUUAUCUUUACUGCUUUAUUAUAAAACAUUUCUUUCCAACUUCAGCUACAGUGAUAGCUAAGUCUGGAAAGGAGGGAAUGUAAUAUACCGGGAUCUUUAAUUUUAUACACGAAGUUUAAAGCGAAGUGCAAUAAAAUAAAAAUUAAAAGAAUUUAAUAUGGAAAACGCAGGAUCCCGGGAAAAUCGCUGGGGAUACUUUCGUGAUUUCUUCACGUCGGCAAAGUUUCUCAUUUACCUCGGACAUGCCCUCUCCACAUGGGGGGACCGCAUGUGGAACUUCGCCGUGGCUGUGUUCCUGGUCGAGCUCUACGGGAACAGCCUGCUGUUGACCGCCGUGUACGGGCUCGUUGUGGCGGGGUCGGUGCUCUUGCUCGGAGCGCUGAUUGGAGACUGGGUGGAUAAGAACUCCAGGCUGAAAGUGGCCCAGAUGUCCCUGGUUGUCCAGAACCUCACCGUGGUGCUGUGUGGUGUCCUCUUGAUGCUUGUCUUCCAAUUCCAAGAUCCUCUUGCAGAACUCUACAGUGGCUGGUUGCUGACGGCGUGCUACAUCGUCAUCAUCACCGUAGCCAACAUCGCCAACCUGGCCAGCACCGCCACCUCCAUCGCUAUUCAGCGGGACUGGGUGGUGGUGGUGGCUGGUGAGGACCGGAACAAGUUGGCAGAUAUGAACGCUACUGUGCGCAUCAUUGACCAGCUGACCAAUAUCCUGGCUCCCAUGCUGGUGGGCCAGAUCAUGGCAUUCGGCUCACAUUUCAUCGGCUGCGGAUUCAUCUCUGGCUGGAACCUCUGCUCCAUGUGCUUGGAGUACUGCCUGCUCUGGAAAGUCUACCAGAAAACGCCAGCACUGGCAGUCAAAGCUGGACAAAAGGAGGAGGGCGUGGAGCUCAGCCAGCUCAACCCCAAACAAGCCAUGGCAGAGACGGAGAAUCCAUCGGAGGGCAGCCAGCUGGUGAAUGGGGCAGUGGCAGGGAAGCAUGAUGUGGUUGCCGAGGUGUCCUUCUGCUACAGGCUGUGGGAACCGGUCCGUACAUUCCAGGCUGGCUGGGUGGCCUACUAUAAUCAGUCCAUCUUCCUGGCUGGAAUGUCACUGGCCUUCCUCUAUAUGACCGUUCUGGGUUUUGACUGCAUCACCACCGGCUAUGCCUACACCCAGGGCCUCAAUGGCAGCAUCCUCAGCCUGCUUAUGGCCACUUCAGCGGUUUGUGGGAUCCUUGGUACCGUGGUCUUCACCCGUGUCCGCCGGCGCUGCGGCCUGGUCCGAACGGGCUUCAUCUCUGGCGUGGCCCAGCUCUCCUGCCUCCUACUCUGCGUGGCUUCCGUCUUCGCACCAGGAAGCCCCUUCGAUCUCACUGUCUCACCCUUCCGGGACCUGGCCAGCCAACUAGUUAGGGGCACUAGUGCCCUGCCAGAAAUCAGCCCCACCCUGGCAACUGUGAUCACCACGAGUCUGGCCAACAGCACUGCAGGAGGACAUGAUAUGGAGGAGAUGCCACAGGUGGACUCCUACCUCUCAGUCGGCCUCCUCUUUACCGGGGUCAUUGCUGCUAGAGUGGGUCUCUGGUCUUUCGACUUGACUGUGACUCAGCUAAUCCAGGAGAACGUGAUGGAAUCUGAAAGAGGGGUCAUCAACGGUGUCCAGAACUCCAUGAACUACCUCCUUGACUUGCUGCACUUCAUCAUGGUCAUUCUGGCACCAAACCCAGAAGCCUUCGGCAUUCUGGUCAUCAUAUCUGUCUCUUUUGUCGCCAUGGGUCAUGCUAUGUACUUCUGCUUUGCCUACAGGAGCCUCAAGUUGCGCCUGUUCUUGUGUUUUUCUCCGGAACAGAAAACCGUGACUCGUGCGCCCUCGGUCUCUUCUGUUUAGAUCUUCAUGUUCUUUCAAGUCACUUUUGAAAGCCAAAAGCAGGACUGGCCAGUGGUCUCAUGAUCAUUAAUGAGCAAACUCUGUGACUUGGGUUAACUAAGAAUUGUAUUGAACGGCAGUGCAGACAGGACUGUGAAGGUCUUUAUUCCUGUGUGCGAGAUCUUCCUGUUUCUACAUAUCUUCCAUGAAGCAGGUCUGGGAUAACGUGCCCUUCAGCAUUAAUAGCAGUGCUGCCAAACUCAGUGUCCAUGUAGGUGGACUUUCAUUCAUGUUUUUAGUGCUGAUCUCUGAUGAUGAGGUUGCAAAAUGAUACAAAGGUGAUAUUUUCAUCGUCACAAGCACAUAUUACCCACAUGCAUUUUCAUAGCCAUUAUUUUUCUCCUCUGUCUUUCCAUCUGGGUUCAUUCCUCAUGGCAUUUCACUCCUGCCACACAGACCAAAUUGUUCAGUCUCAGGUUUAACAGACGUUCAGCAAUGUGAGUAUUUUAGAUGCCUGACUUGUAUGUGAAGAAUAUGGUUAAAUCUUGUGUACAUGCUUGUUCAUCAGUGCUAACCUGACUGUCUUUAAAGGCAAAUCAUGGUUAAUUUUCCUGUAAAUUUAACCAAGCUGUUAUGAUAAGGCUUAUUUCAGAAAGAAAAUGUUGGUAUGGGUCAAUGUCAUUUGAGAACAAAGAAAAUUUGCUUUCAAGAGCAGCAGGAAGCAAUGCAGUUUUUUAGAAAGUAUUUUGCGUUGCGUUGCGAUGUGUUAUUGUUAAAUUGCUGUAAGACUCAUACACAAGUCCAUGUCUACAAUGAAACAUAAAAUUAUUAUUGAAGAUUUUUUGUGUAUGUAUUACUGUAACAUUUUUUCACAUUAUAUGUAUCUGAUAUUCUUUAAA